UACUUUGGUCCUACGCAGAAACAAUCGAGCGGGUAAUACGGAGUCGAAGGUUUUGAGCCUGAUCUCUGGGCAUUGCAUCGCUUUCAACCUGUCAGCUCUUUAUUGGCCGCAGCGCAAACAAAACUAACGAACUAGUAAAAAAUUCUCCAAUUUUCUCUCCUUACGUUUUCAAGAAAAUUGGACCAAGCACGUAUUCCGGAGAGAUACAGGAACGGCGGUCAUGGCUCCUGACGGCGACAAAUCGGACGACGCCGUCGUUCAAAACCGGCCCAUUUCCACCAUCGUCAUCAUCAUCGCUAUGCAGACGGAGGCGCUUCCUUUGGUGAACAAGUUCCAGCUUACAGAGGACCUCGACUCAGUGUUUCCAAAAGGGGUUCCUUGGAUCCGGUAUCAUGGUGUUUACAAGGAUCUUAACAUCAAUUUGAUCUGGCCAGGAAAAGAUUUAGCUCUAGGGGUUGAUAGUGUAGGCACAGUGUCGGCAUCUCUUGUUACCUAUGCAUCGAUCCAAGCAUUAAAGCCAGACCUAAUAAUAAAUGCGGGCACUGCCGGUGCCUUUAAGGCUAAAGGUGCAGGCGUUGGUGAUGUGUUUCUUGCAUCUGAUUGUGCUUUCCAUGACAGAAGAAUACCUAUACCUGUUUUUGAUCUGUAUGGCGUUGGUUUACGCCAGGCCUUCUCAACUCCCAAUCUUGUUAAGGAGCUUAACCUAAAGGUUGGGAAGUUGUCUACCGGUGAUUCUCUAGAUAUGUCCUCACAAGAUGAAGCAUCAAUUACUGCGAAUGAAGCUACAAUUAAAGACAUGGAGGGAGCCGCUGUUGCCUAUGUAGCCGAUCUUCUGAAAGUUCCUGCGAUAUUUGUAAAAGCUGUGACUGAUAUAGUGGAUGGUGAGAAACCAACUGCAGAGGAAUUCUUGCAGAAUUUGGCAGCUGUGACUGCUGCACUUGAUCAGGCAGUCACUCAAGUAAUUGAUUUUAUCAAUGGAAAAUGCCUCUCAGAACUUUGAUACCAGCUAUCCUCAGUUCUUGAUCUCUCUGGAGCUAUAUGUAACACUACAUCGAAGACGCCAGUUCAUAACAUACCAGAUUUGAUCAGAAAUGUGUGAUUUUAAAUGCAAAAAAGCAAUAGGUCAUAGUGUUAGUAGGCAUAUGUUUGAGAUUUUUAAUUACCUGAUGACAAUUUGAUGAGUUUCAAUUGUUUGUACAUUCACGUAUUCCAACUGAAUUGCAUUGCUUGUGUAUUCUAUAAAGCAGUGUUUACACCUAA
Molecule: messenger RNA, 1260 nt
Organism: Alnus glutinosa
Lineage: Eukaryota; Viridiplantae; Streptophyta; Magnoliopsida; Fagales; Betulaceae
Product: 5'-methylthioadenosine nucleosidase-like
Exons: 8
Coding region: 221-1000 (259 amino acids)
Biological process (GO): nucleoside metabolic process
Molecular function (GO): methylthioadenosine nucleosidase activity
Source: RefSeq, a predicted model, not a curated record